GGACAUUCCUGUGCUGUGAACGAGGCUUAGUUUUGCCGUGUGGUUUCAACGCUCAAUCGCCUUACACUUUCAAACAACAUUCCUGAUCGAAACUUCUUGAACUACCUCAAACAACAUUCCUGAUCGAAACACUUUGAACUACCUCAACAUGAGUUCAUUCGAAGGCAGAGUCUACGCCGUAACUGGCGCAUCUUCGGGUAUGGGCCUUGCAACUGCAAAGCUGCUUGCGUCCCGUGGUGCAUCCAUUUCAUUGGCCGAUAUCAAUGAGGAUGGUCUGAAGUCUGCCAUUGCAUCACUUGCAAGUAGCCAGCAGCACAUGUAUACUGUAGUAGAUGUGCGCAAUAGUGAGAAAGUCAAUGCUUGGAUCAAAUCCACUGUUGACAAGUAUGGCAAGCUCGAUGGUGCUGUCAACAUGGCCGGUAUCAUAACCAAAGCUACCCCAGUCAAAGACUUGACGGACGCCGAUUGGGACUUCUCAUUUGCAGUCAAUACGAAGGGCGUCUUCAAUUGCUUGCGAUCGCAGCUGAAUGCUAUGCAAGAUGGCGGUAGCAUAGUUUCUGCGGCCAGUGUAUUCGGCCAAUUCGGUGCACCUGGCAACGCGGCUUAUUGCGCCACCAAGGCAGCUGUAAUUGGCCUGUCUCGUACAGCAGCCAAGGAGAACCAGAAGAUCAGAGUCAACUGCGUGUCACCAGGGUCCGUGAACACGCCAAUGUCUCAAGGCGAAGAUCCGGAGGACGUGAAGCGAGGGCUGCAGGUCACUGCCCAGAAGAGGCGGGCUGAACCGAUCGAGAUCGCUAACGUGAUUGCUUUCCUUCUCAGUGACGAGGCGUCCUUUGUCACUGGCGCGGUUUACAAUGUUGACGGCGGUUGGGUAUGCUAAGUAACAAGUCACAUCAAUUGAGAUGUGUUGAUCAACAAACCCUCGACACCCUCCCAUUUAGG
Macroventuria anomochaeta is the source of this 942-nucleotide messenger RNA. Its product is annotated as NAD(P)-binding protein. Bases 149 to 880 code for a protein of 243 amino acids. The transcript has 4 exons. Gene Ontology annotation, molecular function: oxidoreductase activity. The record is from RefSeq and is a predicted model, not a curated record. NCBI's taxonomy places the organism in Eukaryota, Fungi, Ascomycota, Dothideomycetes, Pleosporales, Didymellaceae.